AUGGUGAAGGGUACCGCUACCAAUAAUGCCAUGCCAGCUAGGAACCGGGGGAAGGGUCAAAAUAUCAACGAAGAUGGUGUUCUCAUAGUACCACCUCCAAAAUCUGUAUCCAAUAAGGAUCACAUGCAGCGACUGAACUACCUUUUCCAGGUGUCUACAUACCACACAAUGGUGGACGCAAGUGACGAAAGUCACGCCUUAUCGCGCAUAUAUAUGCGGAACCUCGAUUUGAUCCAAAAGAAGACGAAAAGCUCGCUAACGCCCGGGAUGAAGCGCCAGAUCUGCAAGCGAUGCCACAGGGUCCAAAUCCCUAUGAGAACACAGGACAUUUCAAUUGUGAACGAAAGCAAGGAACAAACUAGAAAAAGCCAGGUUUUAGAGGUGAGGUGUAGAUGCGGGUCCAAAAAGCGGUUUCCCUUUGGCCGGGAUCCAACCUACAAGACGCAUGCUGAGAAGAGUAGUCUUGUCUACAUCCAGAAGUAG
This is a messenger RNA of Lachancea lanzarotensis, 483 nucleotides long. It is a transcript of the gene RPR2, whose product is annotated as LALA0S01e09010g1_1. Gene Ontology annotation, cellular component: nucleolar ribonuclease P complex. NCBI's taxonomy places the organism in Eukaryota, Fungi, Ascomycota, Saccharomycetes, Saccharomycetales, Saccharomycetaceae. The transcript has a single exon. The coding region runs from base 1 to 483 and encodes 160 amino acids. The record is from RefSeq and is a predicted model, not a curated record. Gene Ontology annotation, biological process: tRNA processing.